ACCGUUAGUAACAAAAUUCUAAUAUUCCACAAGUGUUGCUGUGCACGUUUAUAUCAAUUUCGUUUUCUCCACAGUCGAUAGGUGAACAUUGAAAAUUGAAUUUGUUAUAUUAUUAAUUAGUGUUCAUUGCUGAAAGCAGUUAAACAUUUUGGCUGAAAGAAAAAUUAAAGUCAUUAUCAUCUAUUCAUUAUCUAUAAUUCAACUCCACUGCUUUAACUUAAGCUUACAAGAAACUAGAAACCCUAUUGAGCCAAAAAUAACCAGAAAGCCCACGUGUUCCAUAUCCGUUUGUUACCCUGAUUGAUUCAACUUUUACAAAAACAAUUUUAUAUUUGUAGUGUGAAAACGAGAAAAUUCUGAAUCCAUUGGUUGCUGAAUCUUUCCUAUUUAAGACUGAGACUUUUCCAAUAAGAAGAAUUAUUUAUCAAAAUCAUGGCCGCCGGAGAAUCAUCAUCAACGCGUUCACUGGAGAAUACACCGACAUGGGCUCUUGCUGUGGUUUGCUUCGUCAUCAUAUUCAUUUGCAUAAUCAUAGAACACUUUAUACAUCUUCUUACUCAGUGGCUAAAGAAACGUCGAAAAAAUGCGUUGAUUGGUGCAGUGGACAAGGUCAAAUCAGAAUUGAUGCUACUGGGCUUCAUGUCACUCAUAUUGGCGGUGACUCAAACCUACAUAUCUAACAUCUGCAUACCCACCAAGGCUGCUGACACUAUGCUUCCUUGUCGUAAAGCUGUUGUUGAAGCCGAAUCUCUUGAAGCCAAAAGUUUUGAGCACUAUGGGAUAAAAAAUAUCAAUGGAAACUUAUCAUCCAUGGAAGAUUUGUAUGAACAUAUGGUAUGGCAAACGAAUAGGCGACUACUAGCCGAUGACACUGAGGUUGAAGAUGAUGAUGAUGCUGGUGAAAUAGUUUCUGAUUCUUGCUCUUCCAAGGGAAAGGUUUCUUUGAUAUCAACAGAUGGGAUCCAACAGCUACAAAUAUUUAUUUUUGCUUUAGCAGUUAUGCAGAUUGUGUAUAGUGUUCUCACCAUGGCUCUGGGCAGGGCUAAGAUGAGGAGCUGGAAAACUUGGGAAAAAGAAACUCUCACAAUAGAGUACCAGGCUGCCAAUGAUCCGGAACGAUUCAGAUUGACAAGACAAACAACAUUCGGUAGAAGACAUGUUACUUCCUGUACAGAAACAUCAGCUCAACUCUGGACUAAAUGUUUUUUCAGGCAAUUCUUUCGUUCAGUAGCAAAAGUUGAUUAUCUCACCUUGAGACAUGGCUUCAUCUCGGCUCACAUGUCAUCAGCAAAGUAUAACCAUUACUUCAAUUUUCAAAGAUACAUACAACGAUCCUUAGAGGAAGACUUCAAGGUCGUCGUUGGAAUCAGCCCUCUAAUGUGGUUUAUUGUUGUCAUCUUCAUGCUUCUGCAAGUUCAUGGAUGGGAAAAAUUUUUUAUGGCAAUAUCGUUUCUUCCACUCUUGAUAGUCCUGCUUGUGGGAACCAAACUUGAAACAAUUGUGGCGAAAAUGGCUCUUCAAAUCAAUAAACGAACAGAUGUGAUCAAAGGAACUCCCCUGGUUGAACCUACGGAUAAGCUCUUCUGGUUUGGACGCCCACGAUUUGUUUUAAUUCUUCUUCAUUUUUCUCUAUUCCUGAAUGCAUUUGAGCUUGCCUUCUUCAUUUGGGUUUCGCAACAAUUUGGUGUAGACUCUUGCUACCACGACAAUACUGCUAUCACAGUAAAAAGGGUGGUCUUAGCCAUAGUCAUUCAAGUCCUGUGCAGCUACAUCACUCUUCCUCUAUAUGCUUUGGUGACACAGAUGGGUUCACAAUUCAGAAGUAGAGUACUGGAAGAACAAACAGCUAAGAUCAUAAAGCAAUGGCAUAGUGAAGUGAGGGAGAGGAGGAAGAACCAGGAGGAAUAUGGUUUACAGUCUCAUCCUGGGAUUUCUUUGUCUAAACAGUGGAGCUCCAAGAUGGGUAGUCCCAUUAAUGGAUUCUCUUCUCAGACCCUCCCAAAGCUGUUGUCAAGGCCUAAAGAUAGCAACAAUAAUCAGUCGGCUAACAAAGGAAAACUUGUACUUGUAGAUGAGGCAAGCUCAUCAAGGAGUCCAUCGCCGGUGGUGAGGGAAGAAAUGGCAAUGCUCAGGCGACACUAGGUUAAAAAGUUCGUCCAUUGAAAGAGGAAUAACAUAACGAGUCCAAAGUCUUUUUAUUAUGCUGAAUCUGCAUGAGGAAUAUGCAGAUAAAAAAGAAGAAAAUAAUUAGGUGGCAUAAACGUUAGUAAUCAUUUGUAUAUAAUUGUCACACUACAAAUUAUUUAUAGAUGUUGAAAGGGGAGAUCAGUUUGGUAGU
Molecule: messenger RNA, 2338 nt
Organism: Mangifera indica (mango)
Lineage: Eukaryota; Viridiplantae; Streptophyta; Magnoliopsida; Sapindales; Anacardiaceae
Product: MLO-like protein 3
Exons: 15
Coding region: 433-2142 (569 amino acids)
Biological process (GO): defense response
Cellular component (GO): membrane
Source: RefSeq, a predicted model, not a curated record